Molecule: messenger RNA, 2162 nt
Organism: Chara braunii
Lineage: Eukaryota; Viridiplantae; Streptophyta; Charophyceae; Charales; Characeae
Source: the annotation of a GenBank genome assembly
AGGCAGUCGUCAACGGUUCUAUAUGAGAAAUAUUUAGUGUGUGAAAGGCAACAUCAUCGCUAAUUCCAAGGGGGCGCUGCUGGACAUGGAUUUGUUCGAGGGGUUCGGAGUGGGUGCUGUGAACACACCGUUCUACAACGACCUCCUUCGACAGGGCGGGUUUGUUUUGGCUAGUGAGUCUUUUAACUUGUUGGAGGAGAAGGACGUCGGCCUCGACGUCCCCUGCGACGUCAGCCCCGACCAGGAGUUGUCAAAACCCUUGCAAUUGUGCGGCGGUUGUGAAUCCAGCAGGGCUGCGCUGGAGGGGGGGGAUCUGGGUUUCGGUGCGGCUACUCAAGUGCAGCGGGGGGAGAGCCGCGGUCAAUUUGAUGACAACGAAGAUGAGGCAACAUCGCUACCGACGUCUUCGUCGUUGAGUCGAGGAGACCGGUCCGUGCUGUCUAUACCUAGGGCCCGACAAGCCGCUCCAGUUCGAAAGGAGGUCGCUGCGGCUCCCGGAAAGGCGGCAGUCCACUGUGAGGUCGACUUGGAGACUGCCGAGGGCCAUGGCACGGAGGACGAGACCGUGGACGGAGAGGGAACGCAGGGCGCUCCGCAAAAAAAGAGGGGAGAUCGUCAAGACGACGUUGUCGGCUCUUCGAAGAAACAGAAGACCAAGGCCCCGAAGAGUGUGGGGGAGAAACGGAAGGGAACGGAUGGGGAACAGGACCAUCCGGGUAACAAAUGUCCAGCUUCAAAACAAAAGCAGCCUGCGUCAGGACCUUCCUCACCACGACUUGCCAUCGAUGUCGACGCCGGGUACUUCCUGGAGUACAAAGACAGCGUCAGGACGAAGCGGGAGUUCGAGAUUAGCCCUGCUCAGGUCGUCGACCUCGGGGAGUGGGAAGAUCUGUACAACCAGCGGUCCUUGGAUCCUCUCCUCGUUGAAGGGAUCAAAGAAGCGAUGUGGUUGACGAUCGAAAACAAAGAACAAAAGUACGAGUUGCCAACCCUGAAGCUGGCACUACUGGGGCUGCAAGAACCAACUCCAAGGAACAAGGCACAACGUCUGAAGCCGGAGGAAUGGAAGGACGAGCUGGCGGGACAAUACUACUACUACGCAGUGUGUGGGCAGCGCAACGCGGCUACAGCCCGAUCGUUGCUCGACAGCGAGGUGGCCAAGAAGUACAAUUUCGAGCGGUGGCCGACACGAAUGGUGUACUUUUCGGACAACGACUUCGAAGGGUAUUUUCUUGUUAGUUCCCUGGACAAGAAGAAGGACCUCAAGGCACCUCCUAGACAGUUGAAACUGUCCAUAAAAGAAAUUCGGUGGCAGUGGAAGCAUAAUGUUUUCCCUAGAGCUGUCAUGGGGAACCCUAACGGGAAACAAGAACAGGUCUGGAAAUGGUGUGAGUUCUGUACGAUGGCGCUCCAUAAGACGCCGUACAACAACUUGUGGAUUCUCGCAGAUCAAAAGGGAGAGGACGCCAUUAAGAAGCAAAAUGUUGCUCUGCGUUCUUAUUUCCCACUGGCGAUGGCCGGAGAGAAUGUCUGGAAACUGGCCGGCUCCCCCUCGUUGGCGAAGCUGGGGAAGCUCAACUGGAAGCUCAACGUGCAGGAAAUGGUGCAGUUGGUGAAGUGCGACCACGUGCUGGUCCGGUUGUGGAAUUACUACCAAUUCAAGCACGAGAAGAAGCCGGACGAGGAUUGGAUCCAAAAGUACCCUUUCCUAAAAUCGAAGUCUGCCGUCUUCAAAAAGUUCAAAAAUCGAGUAUUGGAUGACGAUUUGUGGGACGGUAGCAGGAAAUGCGUUUCUGACGCGGCGUUGUUCAUGGACUACCCACCGUACAUGGGUUGCGGCGAGGACCAGUCGAUCGAGGCGACGAAAAAGUUGGCCAGCCAUAGGAACUUGACCGUCGACUGGAGAAACAAGGUUCUCUCCGUGUUGACAGGGAGUAGACUGAAGAGUCGGGAGAUCACACUUGCCGAAGGCAUUGUGCACAUAAAAUGGAAAGACACGAGGGACGUGACAUCCAUCGCACCAUUCGACAACGACCCUUUGGAGGCGGACGUCCGGAGUGCAGAGCUGAAGGAAGCCGUGACUGCCUGAAAGAGCCACACUUUCGUCCUCGAUUUGUGCAAACCAGUUGACCUGAAGCUAUGGAAACCGCAAGCGUUCGAGA